CUGGAGCGCGCGACACACGGAGAGCGCGUAGAGCCGCGCGCGAACGCCACGAGCACGACGCCCUCCGGAGAGACACGAGCCGAAGAGAAGGACGUUGUUAUUGAUUUCGCUGCUGUUGCCGCACCGCGCGCCCUCUUUACGUUCCUCGCGCGAUGGACGUGACGGCGACGAUGGAAAUAAGCGCGAGCCAGCCGCAGCAUCAUCAACACCACCACCAUCCUCCUCCCGCUCAUCAGCAGCAGCUCGCGCCGCCGGCGUGCUUCUUUGCCGUGCAGGCGGGCACGAGCGGUGCGCCCGCGGCGACGGCCGGAGCCCACGCCAAGCGGGCGCGCGCCUCCUCGCCCGAGCUGCUGCGCUGCAAGCGGCGCCUGAGCUUCGCGGGCUUCGGCUACAGCCCACCGCAGCAGCAGCCGCACGCCGUGGCGCGGCGCAACGAGCGCGAGCGCAACCGGGUCAAGCUGGUGAACAGCGGCUUCGCCACGCUGCGCGAGCACGUGCCGCACGGCGCCGCCAACAAGAAGAUGAGCAAGGUGGAGACGCUGCGCUCGGCCGUGGAGUACAUCCGCGCGCUGCAGCAGCUGCUCGACGAGCACGACGCCGUCAGCGCGGCCUUCCGCUCGGGCGCGCUGGCGCACGGCCACGCCGCCGACCUCAACUCCAUGGCCGGCUCGCCGGUGUCCUCCUACUCGUCGGACGAGGGCUCGUGCGACCCGCUCAGCCCCGAGGAGCAGGAGCUCUUGGACUUCGCCAGCUGGUUCUGAGUGCGCGCGCGCGCGCCCGUUUUCUUUUCCUUUGGCCGGUGUUCUCGGCUGCUGCGCGCCAGAGACCCCCAUCCUCCCCGGGACGUCCUGUCUCCAGCCCCCCUCUCUCUUCCAGAGGGAUGACGCAGAGCACUGCACGCGCGCCCCCGUCCCGGAGAGAGGCCCUCGGGAGGGCCAGGACCGCACGCGGAGGGACCACAGGACUCAUAGCGAGGCCCCAAAACGCCCAUUCGAGAGACUUUCUUACGGCACCCCGACCCAAACAGCGCUCACAAAUGGCCGAAGGGUGGUCCACGCUGACCCCGCCCCCCAACACACGCUUCCAGCCCGGAGCACCUGAAUUAUAUGAAGCUCUAUUUGUAUAAAAAAGAAAUCAAAACAAUUUUUUUGUAAAGGUAUAUUAAGCUAUUUUUGUAUGUAAGAGAUUUAUAGAUGUUUUGUACACACUGGUUUGAUAUGUAUGUAUAUUUCUGACGUAUGCAUAGCCUGAACACCUUCAGUUGCUUUCCUCAUUACCUCCGACCUGAUUACCUGCUCUGAGUGCAGCGCGCCUGGCUGUUCAUGGUGGAGUUUGACACUCCUGAAGUUUGUUUGUUUGUUUGUUUGUUUGAAAUUUCAGCACCAACGUGUCUUAUAAUGAAACGGGAACUGCAUUGUAAUCUGCUCAGCUCUGCCUUUUCCAGUAUC
Messenger RNA from Pygocentrus nattereri (red-bellied piranha), 1448 nucleotides. RefSeq names its product achaete-scute family bHLH transcription factor 1a (gene ascl1a). The coding region runs from base 153 to 761 and encodes 202 amino acids. Gene Ontology annotation, molecular function: RNA polymerase II transcription regulatory region sequence-specific DNA binding; DNA-binding transcription factor activity, RNA polymerase II-specific; protein dimerization activity. The record is from RefSeq and is a predicted model, not a curated record. Lineage: Eukaryota; Metazoa; Chordata; Actinopteri; Characiformes; Serrasalmidae. The transcript has a single exon. Gene Ontology annotation, biological process: positive regulation of transcription by RNA polymerase II; neuron differentiation; sensory organ development. Gene Ontology annotation, cellular component: RNA polymerase II transcription regulator complex.